This is a messenger RNA of Sclerotinia borealis F-4128, 807 nucleotides long. The record is from the annotation of a GenBank genome assembly. Lineage: Eukaryota; Fungi; Ascomycota; Leotiomycetes; Helotiales; Sclerotiniaceae.
AUGAGCGAAAGAUUAAACAACUCUAUGCCACCUGACGGUGAAACGUUAUUGCAACCUGAACAUGACAUCGAUUGGAACAUGCUCGUUAGUAAAGAGCCUGUCCCUAUUAGUCCAAGCAUACCCGAUGUCGACUCGAACAGCAGUUUGCCUAUUCCUGCUCACGCUCCUGUGCCGCAGAAAUAUCGGCUACAUAUUCGCGACACCUGCCAAAGGUCCUUUAUCCGUCUGGAGCAUCUCAAACGCGAAGCUCAAGGAACCCCCUCUUUUGACGAGUUCAUGUAUAAACCAGUACCUUUACCUUGCAAGGCAUCUGAGAUCAAAGAUUAUGAAGCCGCCAAUUUAUCGGUGCGACAAGCCCAAUGGCAGUCAUUUGGAUUGAUAAGUUCGGGAGAAUACUUACAGCUACUGUUUGAGGAUGAGGCAUUGCCUAUCGCAUCUAAAGGAAUAAGUCUGGUGGAUCAAACAUUUGUUCAGUACCCUACUCCUGGUGACGGCUUCUAUCAACGGCCCGAUGAUAAUUUCUCUGGAGCCGGCGAUCAAUUCAAUCGCAGUAUGGACAACGACUCAAUACCGUUGUAUAGUCCACCCCACCCCAGAGACAUAAAAAUGCGCCGACUAAGUGCCGCCAUCGGAUCAGAGGAUGGUAGAAAUUUUGCUUUCAAGAACCUACAAAAGGCGAACAAAGAUAUCAUCCGGAAAUUACGAGACGAAGCGAUGGCUGCUCAAAAUAAACCAACUGCAGGUUUUCCUUCGGCAUCACUAUCCAAUGCAUCGUCUUCACCUCACUUCGCACUCGAUAACCUCUAG